AUGGCGGAGACGCAAGAGAAGGAAGUACACCCGGUCGAGGUGCCGGCUGGAGAGUUGGUGGUGGCCAUCGCUGGCUGGCUGGCCCUGCGCGACCUCGGCCGCCUGAGCCUCGCCUGCCGCACCCUGCACGCUCUUCUCGCUCACGAUAGCGUAUGGCACAGGGCUGCGGAGCGCGAGUGGGGCAUUCCGCGCUCGCUCGGCCUGCCGGAGCACCACCCCACCUGGCGCAGCCUGCGGGUGCCGCCGAGUCAGGCAGUGGCUCAUGUAGACGGCGACGAGGACCCGAUGACUGCGCUCGCGCAGUCCGGUCCCUAUCGCGUCGACGAUGCGAUACACGCCAUUACCACCAUCACCUUCUGGUUUAUGAUGGCCGACAUCCGCGAGGUUGACGUCGGCAGGACCCUUCCGCUCGUGAUGCUGCGCAGUGGCGACAAACAGCUGUGCAUCGGCCUGCCCAGCCGCGCCCCCCACCUCAUGAUUGCGACCAACACCCUCGCUCCCGACGACGAGGUGAGCGACUCCGACUCUGACGAGAUCUUCGCGAGACCCCGCAGGACCGCCACCAGGACGUGGGAGUUGAGGGUCGAGACCACGCAGGCCUUCCCCGUGCUCCGGUGGACGCACGUGACGGUCGAGAUCGAGGGCUGGCCCGAGCCGUCACCCCACCUGAAGGCCGCCAGCCCAGCUUCGGACCAACCGCGCCCACGCUUUGCCAUCCGGUUUGGCACCGAGGACCUGGGCACCGACCUCAGCGACCAGCGGUUUAACCCCUGGGAAUGGCGGAGGAGAUCUCGGGUCUUUGUCGACGAUUGCGAGGGCAGCACAAGGAAGAGCCUCAUCCGUGAUGUGCGGAUCUACGACGGUCGACUCCACCAGGAGGACAUCGCUUUCCUAUCGACGAUCGUGCCACCGCUGCCCGAAAACAUGGACGCGAUCGAGGAGACCGUGAUGACAGCCCUUCGAGAAUCGGGUGACGCUUGGCCGCUCGUCGGCCUGCGGUACAACUGCGCCGAGAGCUGCAACUUUGACAUAUGCAAGGCCUGUUAUGAUGCGGGCAUCAAUCCCACCCACCUGCCGGUGUCGCCGCUGCACGAGCUGGACCACGGCUUCCGCGUGCUGCAGACCACCGGGUACUCCGUGCGGCCCUACCUCUGUCCCUCUCCCCUGUACUCCAAGGCCUUGCAUUGA
Molecule: messenger RNA, 1188 nt
Organism: Acanthamoeba castellanii str. Neff
Lineage: Eukaryota; Discosea; Longamoebia; Acanthamoebidae
Exons: 13
Coding region: 1-1188 (395 amino acids)
Molecular function (GO): protein binding
Source: RefSeq, a predicted model, not a curated record